Messenger RNA from Trifolium pratense (red clover), 942 nucleotides. RefSeq lists its product as uncharacterized. The transcript has a single exon. Bases 1 to 942 code for a protein of 313 amino acids. The record is from RefSeq and is a predicted model, not a curated record. NCBI's taxonomy places the organism in Eukaryota, Viridiplantae, Streptophyta, Magnoliopsida, Fabales, Fabaceae.
AUGAUUAUUACAGGUGAUGAUGUUGAUGGAAUUAAUGAGUUGAAAUUACAGUUAGCUAAAAGAUUUGAGAUGAAGGAUUUAGGCCCUCUUCGCUGCUUCUUAGGGAUUGAAGUUGCUUAUUCUCCUAAGGGCUAUCUCUUAUCUCAAUCCAAGUACAUUGCAAACAUUCUUGAGCAAGCUCGUCUCUCUGAUACUCGAGCAGUAGAUAGUCCUUUAGAGUUGAAUGUGAAAUAUGUUCCCUCUGAUGGGAUUCCUCUACCGGAUCCUACUUUGUACCGUACUUUGGUUGGAAGCUUGGUAUACCUUACUAUUACUAGUCCUGAUAUUGCUCAUGCAGUGCAUGUCGUUAGUCAGUUUGUUGUUUCUCCCACUACAAUACAUUGGGCAGCCGUGCUUCGUAUUCUCCGUUAUCUUCGGGGAACUCAAUUUCAGAGUCUUUUGUUUCCGUCAUCCUCUUCCUUAGAGUUACGUGCUUACUCUGAUGCUGAUUGGGCUGGUAAUCCUACUGACCGUAAGUCUACCACAGGCUUUUGUAUUUUUCUUGGAGAUUCUCUCAUCUCUUGGAAGAGUAAGAAACAAGACAUCGUUUCCCGCUCUUCUACAGAAGCUGAGUAUCGUGCUAUGGCAUCUACCACUACUGAAAUAGUUUGGUUGCGUUGGUUACUUUGUGAUAUGGGUGUGCCUCUUUAUGAACCAACCCCUAUGUACUGUGAUAACAAGAGUGCCAUUCAAAUUGCGCACAACUCUGUCUUUCAUGAACGUACCAAACACAUUGAGAUUGAUUGUCACUUCACACGUCACCAUCUUCAACAUGGUACCAUUACUUUGCCGUUUAUUUCUUCCUCCUUGCAGAUUGCUGAUUUGUUCACGAAGACGCAUUCUACUAAGCGUUUUCGUUUCUUAAUUGACAAACUCUUGAUGCUUCAUGUUAACACAUCGUGA